Erigeron canadensis is the source of this 1296-nucleotide messenger RNA. Its product is annotated as protein NODULATION SIGNALING PATHWAY 2-like. The coding region runs from base 1 to 1296 and encodes 431 amino acids. The transcript has a single exon. Gene Ontology annotation, biological process: regulation of DNA-templated transcription. Gene Ontology annotation, cellular component: nucleus. Gene Ontology annotation, molecular function: sequence-specific DNA binding; DNA-binding transcription factor activity. Lineage: Eukaryota; Viridiplantae; Streptophyta; Magnoliopsida; Asterales; Asteraceae. The record is from RefSeq and is a predicted model, not a curated record.
AUGGAUCAACCUUCUUGGUCAAUUCCCUCUUAUGACUGUCCUUCCAUAUUUGACGAUGUAUGCAGAUGGUUAUGUGAGAAUGAUGUUGAUCAACAGAUGGAAGAGAUUUCAAUUGAUAGCUAUAUAUGGGACCAAAGCGUCUCCAACAACUCAAGUGAUGUGUGUGCAUAUGUCCCAUAUGAACUGCAAUCAUCCGUUGUACAUGAAGAUGAUGCCAUAGAAACGGAGUCAUGUUUGGGACUCGAGAACUUACUCAUGGCUCAAGCAGAGGCCAUGGGGUUAGGACAAAUAAAGCUAGCCGAGGUGAUACAAAAUUGUGUAAGUCAAAAGGCUAGCCCUGUGGGUUUAGCUCUUGAACGUUUAGCCCUUAACUUGUUUAAAAGCCAAGAAGAGGAGUACCUUAAACAAGAAGCAAUGAAAAUCUUCAAGAAAGCAUUCACAACCUUCUAUACAGUCUUUCCUUAUGGGCGGCUUGCUCAUUUCACAGCGAAUUCAGUGAUCACUGAAGAGGUUCCACCCUACGUCGAAACAAUUCACAUAGUUGACUUUGACUUAUGUGAAGGAAGUCAAUGGCCUCCAGUCAUGGAAGCCAUAGCAAAAAUGCACAAAUCAUUGAUCAUCAUACGUAUCAAACCUAAUCAAGAUCACGACUCUCAAUUUGAACAAACAAAGAGGCAACUUUGUAGCUUUGCAAGAAGUAUUGGGCUAACUUUUAAGGUGCAGGAGAUGGAUAUCUCACAAAUUGGCACGAAAAUGGAGGGAAAAGAGUUUGUGGUGUUUAACUGUAUGGUUGACCUACCACAUAUGGGAAGGACACGAAACAGAAAUGAAGUUACGGAUUUCCUAAAACAAGCAAGAGCAAUUUUAACCAAAAACAAAGGGAUCAUAACCUUUGGAGAUGGAGAAGAAUGCGAAAGAAUGAAAAAUUCUUCCGAUUUUUCUUCAUUUUUUAACAAGAACUUAACACACUACAAAGCACUAUACGAAUCAAUGGAAUGGGGUUUUCCAAGCAACCUUACUGAAGCAAGGAUGACUAUGGAGACCCUUUUUGUUGCGCCUUUUAUAUCAUCCAAAUCUUGGUUCCAAAAGUGGGAGGAACAAAGAGAACAUAUGGCUCUCCAAAUGGGUUUCGGUCUAAAAGGACGACCAAUGAGUAGAGAAAGCUUCAAUGAAGCCAGGGAACUAGUGAGGGAAGGAGAAAGCCCUUAUGAAAUCAGAAUCGAAGGUCAAAAUGGGAAUGAGAUGGUGUUGGAAUGGAAGGGUACUCCACUUGUGAGAGUUUCUGCUUGGAUGUAG